Messenger RNA from Mesorhabditis belari, 1872 nucleotides. NCBI's taxonomy places the organism in Eukaryota, Metazoa, Nematoda, Chromadorea, Rhabditida, Rhabditidae. The record is from the annotation of a GenBank genome assembly.
AUGGGCAAGAAGUGCGAUGUGUGCAAGAAAAAAUGCAGUGGAGAUAUUUUGAAAAGUGGAGACAAAUACUUUCAUCUUGAUUGUUUUGUUUGUAGAGAAUGUCGUCGUCAAUUGAACGAGACUGGUUUCUACACUACAAGUGAUGGGAUUUAUCUGUGUCCGGAAGACUAUCGUCGACUUGCAAAAACGACCCCACAAGAGGAGCAAGGCCGGAAAUCAACUACUCAGCCAUCCUCAAAACAAAAAGAGCAGGAACCUCGGCACGAGUUUCAUCAAUUGCGAGACAGCACAAAUGCCUUGAAUGAAAGACGCCCCAGUUCACCCUUAUCACCACAAACUUGUGCUGCUUGCGAUCAAGCCCUUCAUACCGGUCAAAUUCUUCUUGCAUUGGGCCAAUCAUGGCAUGUAUUUUGUUUCAAAUGUAUCGAGUGUGGGGCUGUUCUUCAUGGAGAGUACAUGAGUCAUCAAGGAAAGCCACUUUGCAUUCGAGACUACAAUGAAAAGCAUGGAGUUCGUUGUUAUGAAUGUCAAAAGUUUAUCGCCGGAAAAGUUCUACAAGCGGGCGGCUACAAAUUUCACCCAACUUGUGCUCGAUGCUCGAGAUGUGGAGAUCACUUCGGCGAUGGGCAAGAAAUGUAUAUGCAGGGAGACGAAAUUUGGCAUCCUCACUGUGAAACAUCACGAACCACCGAGGAUAUUGCACCAUCCAAGAAAGCAACUUUGACUGCCAAGAAAACAAAUACAAAAUAUCAGGCUACUUUUGGACAACACCUUGCUUAUACUUUCUUACUUCCGGAAGCCGAACAGACCUACUUGAAGCAUCCAAUUCCACCUCAUGAUCCGCACGUUCCGCAGUUUCACGUCCCGCAAGGUCCCAUAAAGAUUCGCAAAUCACGCCUUGCCCUGCUAAAAACCGGAAUGCAAAGAUUGACUGAGGACAUGACGAAAGAUCAACUACCAAGAGCAAAGUCGCCUCAUAUGGAUAAUGAAGAGCCCAUUGAACUAGCUCAUUAUCCGGCAGCUCAGGUUCCCGACCCAAGCAAGUUGCCUCCAAUUGAACGCGAAGACUUUCCGGCUCCACCCUUUCCUUAUGCUGUCGAAGAACUCAAACGUCGUCUUUCGACAUCUUCUAUUGAAAACGAGAUAUCAGAUGAUGAAGAAGAGCUCUCAGAGAAGGAAACUGAUGAAAAGCUGAAGAAAACCGUCAAGCAACUCGAGCAAUAUGAGGACUCGUCGAUUGCAGCUGUCAUCCGUCAGAACAUUGAAGAAAGUCAAAAGAAACAACGAUUGCCUUUGCAUUGGGAUCCUCGAAAUGCUUCGAGAACACCUUCAGCCAAGAAAAUGCCUCAUCUCCGAUUCCGCUACGAUACACCAAUCAAUGCUUCUCCAUCUCGUCAUCUCAGUCGUCCCCGUCCAUGGGUGGCAUGGCAGGGUGGUGAAAGAAUGCAAGGAAACACUCUUCCAUGUUUCCAUGUACCUGAGAGUCGCUCGUCUACAAUGCGUCCUGCUACCUUACCCACCGGAGCCUAUUAUGGACACACAACUUCGAUGGAAAAUCUUGAUACCACCAUCUCAAGUCACUAUUCUGAGAAUAUUCCAUCUACGGGCACAAUGCCAGGUGCGCGAAGUGCAGGUGAAGUAAAAUCAUCCCUUCGCUCAUCUCUUCCCGAUAUGAGUAAACCUGUUAAGACGUAUUCUCUACAAACACUUCAAACUUGUAAUAAGGAAAUGCCUGAUGAUAUUGAUCGACAACAUCUGGAACGCCAUCUGCGACGAGAGGACUUUGAGGAAAUCUUCGGAAUGUCGCCAAUUGAGUUCUACAAGUUGCCCGAAUGGAAAAGAAUCAAUUUGAAAAGAAAAGCAAAGCUAUUU